AUGCUUUCAGUUCAAAAAGUGAGACAACAAAUCCAACGAAACUGGGUUGUGCAGAGUUUUUGCAGGCACGAAUCAGUAUGCAGCCAUUUACUUGCCUUUUUUUCUCUUCGAACUGCAAAGGAAUUCUACUUUAAUGAUAAAUUUGUAACUGGUGAAUCAAGAUUCGAAAAAAUCCUUAUUGCUAACCGAGGGGACGUCGCCUGCCGUGUCAUUGCCACUUGUAGGCGAUUGGGCAUCAAGACUGUUGCUGUCUACAGUGUGGCUGAUGCCGGAUCCCGGUUCGUCCAUAUGGCUGACGAGGCUGUCUGUUUGGGACCUGCCCCUGUGGCCAUGUCUUACCUUAGCAUGGAUGCCAUUAUAAACGCUGUCAAGAUUACUGGUGCCCAGGCUGUGCAUCCUGGCUAUGGUUUUCUGUCGGAAAACUCAGUAUUCGCCAAGAAACUAGAAGAUAAUGGAAUUGCUUUCUUGGGCCCCAAUUCAAGGGUCAUUAGAACAAUGGGUGACAAGAUUGCAAGUAAACGUAUCGCAACCAAAGCUGGGGUCAACUGUAUUCCCGGCUACGAUGGUGUAGUCAAUGAUCUUGGUGAAGCUGUUAGGAUAGCCAACACCAUCGGCUUUCCUAUCAUGAUGAAGGCCUCCGCUGGCGGCGGCGGCAAGGGCAUGCGCAUUGCGUGGGACGAAAAAGGUAUAAUUGAAGGCUAUCAACUUUCACGUCGGGAGGCUAUAGCCAACUUCGGUGAUAACCGGAUGCUCCUUGAAAGGUUCAUGGACAAGUCGCGUCACAUUGAAAUUCAGGUCCUCUGUGACAAAUACGGCAACGCCAUUCAUCUAAAUGAACGUGAGUGCUCUAUCCAGCGUCGUAACCAAAAAAUCAUCGAGGAGGCUCCAAGCGUGUUCCUUGACUCAAAUACUCGUCGCGCCAUGUGCGAGCAGGCCGUUAACCUUGCUCGAGCUGUCGGCUACGACUCUGUGGGUACGGUCGAGUUUCUAGUUGAUGAGAAGCGCAAUUUUUACUUCAUUGAAAUGAAUACCCGUCUGCAGGUGGAACACGCUGUCACAGAGUGUAUCACUGGUAUUGACAUUGUUCACCAAAUGAUCCGCAUUGGAAAAGGUCACAAACUCCUGUACAAACAGGAGGACGUCCCUAUUGAUGGCUGGGGUAUCGAGUGUCGAGUCUAUGCAGAAGAUCCCUACAUAGCGUUCGGUCAGCCGUCAUCUGGGCGUCUCACCUCGUGCAUUGAGCCCCUUCACAUCGACGGAGUACGUUGUGAUUCGGGCACCAUGGAGGGUUCGGAAAUUUCGUCUUUUUACGAUUCUAUGAUUUGCAAACUUAUCACUUUUGGCGACAAUCGUCAGGAGGCCCUUGACACAAUGAUUAGGGCUCUUGAUAGCUUUGUCAUCCGAGGCGUGACCAGCAACAUCCCCCUUCUUAGAAAUAUCCUCACUGAGAAGCGUUUCAUUUCUGGUUCAAUGACAACUAGUUACCUAUCCGAGACCUACCCUGAGGGUUUCCGGAGAAACAUGCUCUCGAAGCAGGAGGUCUCCAGACUUGUUGCUGUUGGUGCUUCAGUCAGCGUGAAGGCUGCACUUCGCAAUCGUACUCUUGUCCCUGGGGACACGGGUAGGUUCGAGCAAGGUCCUUUUAACCUCGUCGUGAAUCCUCCCGAUUUUCCUCCUGUCAAAGCUUCUAUUGUCAUCAAACAUGAGGCCCACACCAGGAAAAAAUUCUUCGAAGUUACCGUCAGUCAGUGGGAAGUGCCCAGGAAAAUCGCUGGAAUUAAGGAGGGAGAGGAGGUUGCUGAAGCCAACGGACAAUCGAUAUCAAAACCUGUUGUUAUCCUCGUUGAGGAUAAUUUUACGCUUGCCGAUCAUUUGAUCCAGCAGGAUUUUAAUGGUGAGAGUACCGUUCUUCAGUUGCUUUCGCGCGACACCACCGGUAACGUGUCCCUCCAGUACCUUGGAUCCGUCUUCCACCUGAAAAUACGUAGUGAAAAAGCAGCCUCCUUGGAAGCCGCCUUUAUUCUGCCAAAGAAGGCAGUGGACCACAGCUCAGUGCUGACGGCGCCUGUGCCUGGCUUGAUCACUUCGGUCUCAGUGAAACCAGGCGAUUUGGUCAAUGAGGGUCAAGAGAUGUGUGUUCUUGAGGCCAUGAAAAUGCAGAACUCGAUGGUCGCUAGUCGCUCGGGCAUUGUGAAAGCGGUCAACUUCAAACAGGGCGAGACGGUUGCAGUGGGAGACGUUAUCAUUGAACUGGUGUAG
Mesocestoides corti is the source of this 2259-nucleotide messenger RNA. The record is from the annotation of a GenBank genome assembly. NCBI's taxonomy places the organism in Eukaryota, Metazoa, Platyhelminthes, Cestoda, Cyclophyllidea, Mesocestoididae.